Molecule: messenger RNA, 2559 nt
Organism: Strigops habroptila (Kakapo)
Lineage: Eukaryota; Metazoa; Chordata; Aves; Psittaciformes; Psittacidae
Product: loricrin-like
Exons: 7
Coding region: 1-2559 (852 amino acids)
Source: RefSeq, a predicted model, not a curated record
AUGGCGGUGGUGGCGGAGGAUCCCAAGGAUACCAGAGCCAAGGAUCAUCUUGCCAUGGAGGAGGAGGAGGCAGCAGUGGCUACGGUGGAGGUGGUGGUGCUAUUUACCAGACCCACAUAUCAUCGCCCCCCUUCGGAGGAGAAGGAGGUUCAGGCCACCAGAGCCAAGGAUCCAUUGGUGGCGGCGGUGGAGGUGGAGGAGGUGGUGGUGGUUCAGGCCACCAGGGACAAGGACCCAUCUGCAUUAUUGGAGGAGGAGGAGGAGGAGGUGGUGGUGGUGGAGGCAGUGGUGGUUCAGGCCACCAGAGUCAGGGUCCCAUCUGUAUUAGUGGAGGUGGAGGAGGAGGAGGAGGAGGGGGAGGAGGAGGAGGAGGUGGUGGUUCAGGUCAUCAAAGCCAAGGCCCCAUCUGUAUUGGUGGAGGAAGCAGUGGUGGUGGUGGAGGUGGUUCCAGCCAACAAAGCCAAGGCCCCAUCUGCAUUGGUGGAGGUGGUGGUGGUGGAGGUGGUGGUUCAGGUCAUCAGAUUCAAGGCCCCAUCUGUAUUGGUGGAGGAAGCAGUGGUGGUGGAGGAGGUGGCUCUGGCCAUCAGGGCCAAGGUCCCAUCUGCAUCAUUGGAGGAGGUAGUGGUGGAGGAGGCGGUUCCAGCCACCAGAACCAAGGCCCCAUCUGCAUUGGAGGUGGUGGAGGAGGAGGUGGUGGUUCAGGUUAUCAAAGCCAAGGCCCCAUCUGCAUUGGAGGUGGUGCAGGUGGUGGUGGUGGUGGUGGUGGUUCAGGUCAUCAAAGCCAAGGCCCCAUCUGUAUUGGUGGAGGAAGCAGUGGUGGUGGUGGUGGAGGAGGCGGUUCUGGCCAUCAGGGCCAAGGUCCCAUCUGCAUCAUUGGCGGAGGUAGUGGAGGAGGAGGUGGUGGUUCCAGCCAUCAGGGCCCCAUCUGCAUUGGUGGAGGUGGUGGUGGUGGCGGAGGCGGUUCCAGCCACCAGAGCCAAGGCCCCAUCUGCAUUGGAGGUGGUGGAGGAGGAGGUGGUGGUUCAGGUCAUCAAAGCCAAGGACCCAUCUGCAUUGGAGGUGGCAGGCCAAGGCCCAAUAUGCAUUGGAGGUGGCAGCAUCGGAGGAGGAGGUGGUGGUUCAGGCCACCAGGGUCAAGGAUCCAUCUGCAUCAUUGGGGGAGGUAGCUCAGGAGGAGGUGGCAGUGGAGGUGGUUCAUCCAGUUCUGGAGUCAUUGCCAGACCAAGAAGGUCCAGUGGGUGUCACAGCGGUGGCUCCUCCUGCUGUGGGGGCUCCAGCUCAGGCAGCAGCGGGGGCUCUGGCAAGAUCAUUGUCAGCUCUGGAGGUGGAGGAGGUGGAUCCUGCUGCAGUGGGGGCUCCUCAGGCUACAGCAUGGGAGGAGGCUACAGUGGUGGAUCCAGUGGAGGAUCUGGCCAGAAGAUUAUUGUUAGCUCAGGUGGGGGAGGAGGAGGCUGCAGUGGGGGAUCCAGUGGUGGAUCUUCAGGGGGCAAGAUCAUCAUUGGAGGUGGAGGUGGUGGGGGUUCCGCUGGAUGUUGCAGUGGAGGAUCCAGCAUGGGAGGAGGAUCCAGUGGUGGGUCUUCAGGAUCAAAGAGCAUCAUUGGAGGGGGAGGUAGUGGAGGUUCCUCUGGAUGUUGCAGUGGGGGAUCCAGUGGUGGGUCUUCAGGGGGCAAGAUCAUCAUUGUAGGUGGGGGUAGUGGGGGAUCUUCUGGAGGCUAUAGUGGAGGAUCCAGUGGUGGGUCUUCAGGGUCAAAGAGCAUCAUCGGAGGGGGAGGUAGUGGAGGUUCCUCUGGAUGUUGCAGUGGGGGAUCCAGUGGUGGGUCUUCAGGGGGCAAGAUCAUCAUUGUAGGUGGGGGUAGUAAUGGGGGAUCAUGUGGAUGCUGCAGUGGAGGAUCCAGCUAUGGCAUGGGAGGAGGAUCUAGUGGUGGAUCUUCAGGAUCAAAGAGCAUCAUUGGAGGUGGAAGCAGUGGAGAUUCCUCUGGAUAUUGCAGUGGGGGAUCCAGUGGUGGGUCUUCAGGGGGCAAGAUCAUCAUUGUAGGUGGGGGUAGUAGUGGGGGUUCCUCUGGAUGCUGCAGUGGAGGAUCCAGCUAUGGCAUGGGAGGAGGAUCCAGUGGUGGGUCUUCAGGAUCAAAGAGCAUCAUUGGAGGUGGAAGCAGUGGGGGUUCCUCUGGAUGUUGCAGUGGAGGCUCCUCAAGCUACGGCAUGGGAGGAGGCUACAGUGGUGGAUCUAGUGGGGGAUCUGGCCAGAAGAUCAUUAUCAGCUCAGGUGGGGGAGGAGGAGGAUCAUCUGGAGGCUGCUGCAGUGGGGGAUCCAGUGGUGGGUCUUCAGGAGGCAAGAUCAUCAUUGGAGGUGGAAGUGGUGGCGGUUCCUCUGGAUGCUGCAGUGGAGGAUCCAGUGGUGGCAGUGGCAGUUCCUCGGGCCAGCCAAUCAUCAUCAGCUCUGGAGGGGGCAGCGGAGGGUCCUACCAGUCCUCGCAGCAGAAAUGUCCUAUUGUCAUCCCCCACAUCGAGUCCCACCAAACCAAGCAAUCCUGCUACUGGCCCCCCAGCCAGCAGAAGUAA